This is a messenger RNA of Manihot esculenta (cassava), 1273 nucleotides long. RefSeq lists its product as uncharacterized. The record is from RefSeq and is a predicted model, not a curated record. The coding region runs from base 134 to 781 and encodes 215 amino acids. NCBI's taxonomy places the organism in Eukaryota, Viridiplantae, Streptophyta, Magnoliopsida, Malpighiales, Euphorbiaceae. Gene Ontology annotation, biological process: RNA processing. The transcript has 4 exons. Gene Ontology annotation, molecular function: RNA methyltransferase activity; RNA binding.
UUAAUUAAUCGUGUCCCCUUCCUCCUUCCGUGUUCCACAAAACCCUAGGGAGGAGAAAAACCCAAAGCCUCUGGGGAUCUGUUGCUGCGUGUGUAAUACUGAACAGAAAAAAACAUCGAAAAGAAGAGAAAGAAUGGUGAUAGAAAGUUACGUCGUGGUGCACAACAUUGCUAAGAGGCACAACGUGGGCACUCUGGCCCGAAGCGCCACCGCAUUUGGCGUGACGGAGCUAAUACUUGUCGGCCGUAGGGACUUCAAUGCAUUUGGUAGCCACGGCUCUACCUCUCACCUCCGAUUCCGCCAUUUCCACUCUCUUCUCGACGCCCGCAAUUUUCUCAAGGAGAAGGAUUGUGACAUUUGUGGUGUGGAGAUAGCUGAUGGUGCUUUGCCUGUAAAUGAGCAUCCUUUCAAGAAGAGCACGGCUUUCCUUCUCGGCAACGAGGGAACAGGCCUAUCUGCCAAAGAAUGUGAGAUUUGCGACUUUUUUGUUUAUAUCCCACAUUAUGGGUGUGGCACAGCCUCAUUAAAUGUUACUGUAGCAGCUUCCAUUGUUUUGCACCAUUUUGGAGUUUGGGCAGGCUUUUCUGAGAGAAUCCGUGAGGGAAAUAAGUUUAUUGUGGCAGAGAGACCCGUGAAACAGGGGAGAUACUGCACAGAAACUGAAGAGUCCAUCAUUGAAGAGCGAAAAUCUAGAAAAGAACAUGCCUGUAAUGGAUUUUUUGAUGAGACGAAAAAUGGAGAUUCAACUUCGAAUCUUCUGGAUGCUUUGUUUAGUGAAUAGUAAUUGUACGCUUAUGUCAUUUUCUCAACCUUACAAAACAAAUUUAUGUCGUGCUAUUAAUGAGACGAGAGAUCACGGGUCCUUGUUCCUCAAAUGUUGUAAAGGAGCAGCAAGCAGCUUAUACCAGUCAGUGCAGAGAAAAGCGUAUCCUCAUUGAAGGUUUGUUUGUGCGUUAAAUUGUUUAAAGGAACUUCGCUGAUAGGGUUAAAAACCGUUGUUGAUUAGCUCCUCAAGGGUGUGAACAGUAGCUGAUAUUAAAUGUUGAAAUCCACUUGAGCAGGCAUUGGUAAGGAUAUUUAAAAGGGUGUAGGUGUGGAAAGAAAAAAACAGACGCAUGAUUUGGUGAACUUGAUUAUUACCUUGUUCUACUUUCAGUUCAGUUUCCUUGUUUGUGUCUCGAAUAUUAACUUGUAUACGAGUCUUGUUUCUGUAACCCAUUUUUAUGUAAUUUUUAUUGGAAUUUGAACUCAAGAGGUUACAAGUUUGAUUUAA